This is a messenger RNA of Pseudogymnoascus verrucosus, 201 nucleotides long. RefSeq lists its product as uncharacterized. The transcript is spliced from 2 exons. Bases 1 to 201 code for a protein of 66 amino acids. Lineage: Eukaryota; Fungi; Ascomycota; Leotiomycetes; Thelebolales; Thelebolaceae. Gene Ontology annotation, biological process: protein secretion. The record is from RefSeq and is a predicted model, not a curated record.
AUGGCACCACCCGCCUACAUAAUCUCCCGCACGCUCGACCCCAUCUUCGCCCUCUUCAUCGGCCUCGGCGCAGCAUCCAUGCGCAUAAACCGCGAAGAGAAGGAGCUCGGGCGCAGCACGAAGGAGACUAUUAACUCCGGGUUGAGGAGGAUUGGAUUUCCGAGGGCGGAUGACCCGGUGGCUGCUGCUGCGAAGAAGUGA